Molecule: messenger RNA, 1485 nt
Organism: Caenorhabditis elegans
Lineage: Eukaryota; Metazoa; Nematoda; Chromadorea; Rhabditida; Rhabditidae
Gene: glam-5
Product: Nucleotide-diphospho-sugar transferase domain-containing protein
Exons: 8
Coding region: 178-1278 (366 amino acids)
Source: RefSeq, marked reviewed
AAUGAACAAUACAGUCUUCUCUCGUCUCAAUUGUGACGUCGUCAUCAACCCAACUGUCUUCUGUUAUUCACAGCCUCUGUCAAAUAUCCGUUUCUUUUGCAGACACAUUCCGUCUUCAAGGUUUACUGACAACUGGUCAGCUAGUAGUUUUUUUCUUAAUUUUUUCUGUAUCUAACGAUGAAGAGACCAUCUUACUGGAAGUUGUUUGGAUUUGGAUUUCUGCUACUCGUUUUUCGAAAAAUCGUAAUAGCUUGCCUGGCGAUGCAUAUAGUAUGGCAGAAUUGGAAUGAUGUAGGAUUUGAAAGACUGAUUGAUAAUCCAUCCCUACAACAUGCAGUUUCCCUAAUGAGCCCGAAUAGUUCUGGCCUGGUUCUAAUCCUGAAUAAACACGCACUCAACAUGACAUAUAAUUGGCUUUGCAAUACUAAACACUUAAAAGGUGUUCAUGAAAAUUCUUAUAUUGUUACAUUGGAUGAAGAGUCUUCUUCUGCAUUGAAGAAAACAUGGCCAAAUGUCAAUCAAGUAAAUAUUGUGGUUCCUGGUUUGAAGGACUCAUUCAACUACGGUGACGGGUACUAUCAGCUCUUCUAUCUUUUCCGUGCAAACCUGGCUCGUGCUAUUCUUCAUUAUAAUAAACCGUUUUGGAUGAUUCAACAAGAUACAUUUUGGAAUGACAAUCUGUUACACAUCGAUCUUAUGGAAAACGAAGACGUGGACAUUCUUUUUGACAGGGCUUCUGACAAAGGUCCUCUGAUUGCAGGAGGAUAUUAUCAUGCUAAGCCAACAUCAAGCUCUAAAAAUUACUUUAACAAAUUAGCAAAGGACAUUUCCUGGUGGUAUGCUCCUGAUAACGCCUACAUGACUUCGCUUUGCGAAGUUUCCGGAUUGGCAAAAUGUGGCAGAUUAUCCUUUGACCUGAUAACUAACUGGCAAUGGUUGCAAGGGACUUCUGGAGUUCCACCUAAAUUUAUACAGUUUGACGGAGAGGCUAAGUUGGGUGGAAAACUUGCAAAGAUGAAGAAAAUUGGUUUUUAUUUUCUCAAUGAUGAUGCUAGUAACAAUCAAAAUGAAUCUACAUGCAACGCCACAUCAAUUUCAAACACAAGAUACAUCUUGGAGUCAAAAAUUGCACAGUGGGACAAAGUCGCUUCUUCAAGUCACAAACAAUUUAAGAUGUACCAGGACAUUGCCGACUUCUUUUACUCAACCCGGAUAGGUGCUGCCGUCAUGAAUCAUUUUAUUCUACCCUACGCUCAUUAUUGUAUGCUUUCUAUGUAACCUCUUCAUUCUUAAAACGGUCUCUGUCAAUAAUUUAAUUCUACCAUCGAUAAAUAUGAAAUGUACAGGAAAAACGAAAAAAAUUUGAUAAUGGCGGGUUGAUAAGGACUCGAAAUUCACAUGGUGAUUAGGUCGGCUAGAACUGUUGAUGAAUAUAAUCAUUUUCAGUUUCAGUUUCGUUCCCAAUCUAAAUGAAAAAAUUGUUUU